Molecule: messenger RNA, 10586 nt
Organism: Pelobates fuscus (common spadefoot toad)
Lineage: Eukaryota; Metazoa; Chordata; Amphibia; Anura; Pelobatidae
Gene: AKAP13
Product: A-kinase anchoring protein 13
Exons: 40
Coding region: 310-8265 (2651 amino acids)
Biological process (GO): adrenergic receptor signaling pathway; positive regulation of canonical NF-kappaB signal transduction; regulation of Rho protein signal transduction
Cellular component (GO): actin cytoskeleton; membrane
Molecular function (GO): guanyl-nucleotide exchange factor activity; MAP kinase scaffold activity
Source: RefSeq, a predicted model, not a curated record
GUUCCCGAGAGAUGUGCUAAAACAUCUUUGCAGGGAACCAAGUUUAUCAGGACUCUGGAGUGUAGAGGGAGCGAAAAGUGAUACAUUGUAGCAAGUGGUGCUGAGUGUUCUUUUUGUUCGAACGGAGCGGAUACUCCAGGCUGCCAGCCAGCUCUUACUGAGGGAAUGAGAGACUGUCUGCUCCCAGGACUGUGAUGUGACAGGCAGACUCCAGGACAUGUUCGGAUCCCCGGACACACUUUUUGGAUAAGCAGGAGAUCGUGGACUAUCUAUGUAUAUUUAAUAUCACCUUAAUUUAGUGUCCUGGUCAUGAAACUUAAUCAACAGCAAGCACCAUUAUAUGGUGACUGCAUCCUCACAGUGCGUCUUACUGAAGAAAAAGAACUGGAAGAUGGCGAUGCUGUUUUUUACCUUCUAUUUGCUGGUUCAACACUCAAUCAUUUAACAAGUACUCGGAAAGUAAACUCAGAGACCCUAGAAACAGUUACCCCAGGUCACGAUUGCUGUGAACGAGUCAAGUUGUCACUCUGUGCUUCCAAGAAUGGUUUCUCUGUUGUGGUGGCAGAAGACAGUUUUGAUUUUGUCCAGGAUGAAGCAUAUGAUUCAGCCCAGUUUUUAGCUGCGAAUGCAGGCAACCAACAAGCUCUUAUAUUUGCUAGGUUUUUAGAUCGGUCAAGGCCAUCGUCUGGUGAUGUGACUGUUCUGGAUGAGAAGAUCACACUAGCUUUUCGACAUCUGCAUUUGCCUAGUAGUUGGAAUGUUCUUGGGGAAAACCCAGUUACAAAAGAUGACCAGCUGCAGGAGACGUUGAUGCACUUUGCUGCUCGGCUGGGCUUGUGUCGAUUGUCAAAGUUUCUUCUGGAACAGCCUGGGGGACGACGAGCUCUCAAUAUACAAAAUAGCGAAGGUGCUACACCGUUGAGCCUGGCUAUGGACAGAGGCUUCCUGAGAUUAAAUCACUUGUUGACAGAAGAGGAAACUGGACAGCAGGACUUCUGUAUUGAAGACUCUCAUAUUGAGCGUUUAGGAGAAAUCUGUGUUAAGCACCACUGUAAGUUAAAUGUUUACACUCUGACCGAGAAAUCCGAACCCGAGGCUCAGACUGACAUGGAAAAAAAGAUUGAAGAAUUGAGAACCUACAUUCAAAGUCAUUCAAACUGUCCGGGUGUUUCUGUAAAUACAGAGAUGGAGUCUGUGUCAGAACAAACCACUGAUGUAUGUUCCGUUCAACACAAUGUAGAAAACAGUCUUGUUAAGAGUAUGAACUCAGUAAGUUUUUUACUCAGAGACUCGAACGAUGCUGAUACAACAGAUCUGAUUCUAGUGGAUGCUUUCAACAAAGAGGACUGUAAGAAUGAAAAAUCCAAAGAAAACUGCACUGAGUUGAAUACGUUGGAAACUCUGGGUGGAGAAGUUGCAGUGUUUUCCUUUGAAAGUAAAAAUAAAGACACAGAAACCAAAGAGGAAGAGGAGGGACUUGUACCUAUUGUAGAGGCAGAGACUAAAUCGGCUACAAGCGACCGUGUACAAAGCUCUUCCUCCGAGCCACACACUACUGGAAAUCAUCUGUCUGGUGGCAAUCCAAAUGAGGAAAUUGGAAUGACAUCAACUGCGAUUGUUUUGGCUCAAGAAGGCCUGUGUGAGAGAGAUAGUACAAGUCAGGAAAUGAUAACCGCUAAAGAAAGAUCAACUUUAAAUCCUUCAGUUGAAGAAGCUAAAAUUCAACCUAGUAAUCCACCACAAGCCAUUGAUGCAAAUAUGGGGCAGGCAAUGUCUGGUUAUUGCACCAGCAACUCGAACACUAUUGAAUCACAGAGCUGUACAGAGAACAGUGACCAGGAAACCGUCAUGACUGAGUCCCUUGUAAACCUGCUGUCUGAUGGAGAUAAGACUUGUGUAGAUGACCGUAAUGAAAAUUCAAGUCAGGAAAUGAAUGACCUGCCAUUGCUACCGUGUAGCCACUUGGAAUCUUUAGAGACAACAGAUUUCACAAAAGACAAUGGAUUUACCUUCAGUGAUGUAUCUGGUCAAGUGGAAAAUCAAUCAAAGACUGAAAUGCCACAGGAAAAAUGUGUUGACGUUCUAGAUGAAAGUUUAGAUCUUACAAGUGAAAGUGGGAUUCCUCAUGCAGUAGCUAAUAGUUAUAAUUUAGAGGACCUGCAGCCUUCAGAAGAUUUCGGUCCCAUACUCCCACCACUUCCUGAACCUUCACCAGCAGAUGUGGCCGAGACUAAGUGCAAUGUGUCAGUGAUAGAAAGUACAGAGGACGUAACUCAAAAUAUUACAGAUACUCUGGAUAUUUCUGAGAGUAAACCGCAAAUGGACUUUUUAGUAGAGGAGAUGGAACAGUCUUUCAAAAUAGUGGAAUUGAAUGAGCCAGAAAUCAAAACUGAGUCAAUUCAAACAGCAAACGAAGAAAACUCAGCGACUGUUGGAUUGUCUAGUAGCAGCUGUUUAGAAAAUACACAAUACCAGGAAACAGGUGUUAAUCAGAAGACAGAGCUUGAAGAAACGGAUGGAUCUCUUAUUACUUGUGGUCCAGAACCCUGCAACCGUAACAAUGAUAACACUGAAGAAUCGACAAACUCAGUACCUGAUGUGCUAAAUCAGUCACACACAAUUCCUAGUACAGAAUCGUGUGUAGCGGAGGUGUUGCAGGGGAUUAUAACAGAGGUGGAAACCAUUCUGUCACCAGUCUGUGUAGAAAAUAAAGAGCAACAGAUAAUGCCUUUUGUUGAAAAUGUUAAGCUUCCAUCUGCUGGUAAGACAGAGUUAUUGCAUGAUGAAAUCAAUGUAUGUGCUGAAGGCAAGUUGAAUUUAGACAGUGACACUCCCUCGCUCUUUAAUAAUAAUGAAUGCCUGCUAAACCAGGAAGUACUCUCAAAGCAUUCAGUGCCCAGCAAUGCAAGCACUGAAAUGCAGGAGUCUGUUGUGACUACAACCUGCCAGCUAAACAAUGUAUCUGCUAGCCAGCAGCAGGCCACCACCUGUGAACAAGAUAAAAAAGAAGAAAUAUCAAAUGCAGUAAAGAUUGAAACCAAUAUCCAAGGAGCUCAAGAUGAUGUAUUAUGCUUGUCUCUUUUAAACCAAACUGAAAUGCCAGAAUCUGACAUUAAUUGCCAAUUGCCAUCAGAAGAAGGAACAAAACUGUGCUUAGAUCUCAAACCGUGUACAUCGAUUAAUAACCAAGCUGAACCAAAUGAAUCUGGAUGUACAGUAGGUAAAGGUUCUGCAGAAAUGAUGGUGGAGAGCAAAGUUGAAGUUACUCAGGCCAUGUCCCCAAACGAUAUCUUGGAUCUAGGAACAUCAUGCCUUGUUUCUAGUGAGAAGGAGGAGCUUGAGGAUGUUGUCAAGGAUUCUUCAGUAGAGUACGAUUCAGAUGACGAGGAUUCUGAAAUUAAGGUCUCAAGAGCAUCAUUGCAUCCAAUAGCAGAAGAAUCUUUACUGAAUGAGGACUAUGGAGAUUCGGAUACCUCUUCUCAGAGCAGUGAUGGUGAAACCUCCUCUAGUUUAAGUGAUUCUGAUAAGACUUUAGAAUCAGAUGUAGAUGAAACCUCUACAGCCAAACAACCUGUGGAUUCUGUAGACUGCUUGUGUACAGGUGAGGCUGCUGCUGUGACUGUGAUUAAAAGUCCCAAUGGAACUCCUGAUGGAGAGGAUAUUGCGGUUUCAAGAUUAUUACCGAAUGAGUAUACUCCGUCUUUUGAUCAUCUUCAUGAUGAACUGAAUGAUGUACCAGAUUCUGGUGAUGUCAGUGGUCCACUCAAAGAUGAAGAUUCGGGUCUAGACUUAUCUGUAAACAUGGAAGAGGCUGCUGUUCACACCAUACCUAACACAAAUAUGAUCUCAGAAAACACAGCUGUUAAAGCAGAAGACGAAGUGGAUUUUGUGAAAUCGUUGGCAUCAAGUUAUAAGAUCAACAGAGAGAGCUGCUGUCCUAUAGACCCCUGUUCACACACAGACCUGCUUGGAUCAAAACAAUCAAAUGACACUGCAGAUUGCCAGCAGAUUGUGGAGGACAGGUUGGGUACAGAAAGCUCAUCUCGACAAAUGCUGACUAGGGAUUCUGUGAGUGACGCAGAUUUAAUUUGCGUGCCUCCCGAAAUCUUGGAUGAAAUGGUUUUCACAAAGCUUGAAGAACAGUCCCUCUGUGAUGCCACUAGUUCCUGUUCAUCGACAGAUGACACUACGUCUCUUGGAAGGAACUCUUCCCGCGGCAGUGAUAUUUCACUUCCGCCUGGCUUGAACUUGAAAAGGCACAAGGAUAGGCACAGCCUAGACAGCUGCUGCAGUAGUACGGUGACCGCAUCUGUGGAGGAAAGAGAAAGUGAACAUACUGAGGUAUCGGAGAUGGAAGGAGAGGAGAUGGACAGCAUUACCGAAGUUUCUGCAGCUUCAUCCAGGUCUAAGAGCUCCAUGCGCUCACUUUCUCCAUUCAGGCGGCACAGCUGGGAGCCUGGUAAACCUUCAGGCAGUGAUACAGGGAUCAAUCGCAGGAGUUCAUUGCGAGCUCUGGGGGAUGUUGUAAGGAGGCCUUCAGCUCAUAGAAGAAGUAUGAGCUGGUGUCCUUCUGAUGCACAAUACACUUCUAUUGGUGGUGACUUUAACUAUAGAAGUUACAGCCUGGAAGGUUUAGCAGGGGAUGCUGAAGAUAGUCAGAGCCCAACAAGUACACUGGAGUCUUCUAACAGCAGCUCCAGGAAUUUCCGUGGAAGACAAAAUUAUGAAGGAGAGGACAGAGGGUCCUUGGUUUCUCUCACAGAAGAAGAACAAGAAUCUGAUCAAAGAUCAAAAAGGACAUUCCAGCAGAAGGACUGCGAAAGAUCCCAUAUGCGUGGGUUAAUAUACUCCAGUUCAGCUCCACCUCCACAUUUGACGAAGUCCAUGUCACUUAGUACAAUCAGCCAUCCAACAACAGAAACUCAGGGACGGAUACGACCAAAGAGGCGAAUUUCCUUCUCCUUCAGCAUCUCUCCGCUUGUUCCUAAGUCUAAGCAUAUGUUUUCUAUUGGCUCUUCGUCCAGUGAUGAGGAGUCUGAUAACUCCCGCUCAUUAAGUAUUACAAGCAGCUCUUUGUCUCAGAGCAUAUCUGAAGAAAGUUGCAACCACUUGCCUCCAAGCCCCUCUCGCAAAGAGGAUCUAAAAGGAGGGACAAAAGUAAGCCGAACAUUUAGCUACCUCAGGAAUAAAAUGUCCAGCGGCAAAAAAACCAAGGAAAAAGAAAAAGAGAAAACAAAGGAAAAGGAUCCCAAGGAAAAAGAAAAAGAUAAAAAGACUAUAAAUGGACACCUUUUUAGCUCUAUGCCGAUCGUGGCUCCCAUUACUUGCAACAAUUGCUCCAAAGGCUUCUCUGGGAAAGAUGGAUAUCUGUGUGCAAAUUGCAACUCAAUUGUACACAAAGCCUGCAGAGAGAGCUACUUUACAUGCACAAAAUUCAAAAUGAAGAAUCAGAAGGUUCUUCAAGCGAAUGAUACCUCUUCUUUACCAGUGGUAAUGAGAAGCAAAGGCUCACAGCCGAAGGAGCGGCCUCGCUCUGCAAUUGUUGCUCCAGAUGAAAAUACAUUCUCUGCACUCAUAACCACCAGAAGGCCUCAGACACUCUCCAUUUCAAAGAGUAUAUCAACGCAGAAUAUUGCAGGGGUUGGCUGUGAUGAAAGCCUUCUGGGUACCUGGAAAUUCUUGUCCCAGUCAACGGACUCUCUGCACAAAAUUGCAAAGGUCAACGAAUCUAUGGAGUCUCUUAUUGACGAAGGGAUGGAUCUGAAUGAGGGGCAACUCAUGGGUGAUUUUGAAAUAGAUUCGAAACAACUGGAGGCAGAAUCCUGGAGUCAAGUGGUGGACAGCAAAUUCCUUCGUCAGCACAAGAAAGAUGUGGUGAAGCGUCAGGAUGUAAUCUAUGAGCUAAUGCAGACUGAAAUGCAUCAUGUACGGACACUAAAGAUCAUGAGUGACGUAUACAGCCGUGGAAUGAUGACAGAGCUGCAGUUUGAACAGACUAUGAUAGACAAGAUGUUCCCCUGUCUAGAUGACUUGUUGACUAUCCACAUUCAGUACUUCCAGCAGAUUCUUGAAAGAAAGAAGGAGUCUAUGGUUGAAAAGAGUGACAAGAAUUUUGUCAUCAAUAGAAUAGGAGACAUUCUUGUCAACCAGUUUUCGGGUGAAAAUGCAGAGCGGAUGAAGAAAACAUAUGGUAAAUUCUGUGGACACCAUAAUGAGGCUGUGAAUUACUACAAGGACAUACUUUCCAAAGAGAAGCGGUUUCAGGCCUUCAUCAAGAAAAAGAUGAGCAGUGGUGUGGUGCGGAGAUUAGGCAUACCAGAAUGUAUACUGCUGGUUACCCAAAGGAUUACAAAGUAUCCUGUUCUUUUGCAAAGGAUUCUACAGUAUACCAAGGAAAAUGAUGUGGAGCAUAAGGAUGUGGCACAAUCCCUGAAUCUGGUAAAGGAUGUGAUAACUGCGGUCAAUAGUGAAGUCAAUGAGUAUGAGAAGGAGAUACGUUUACAUGAAAUCUAUAGCAGGACAGAUAGCAAGUCUAUCCAAAGGAUGAAGAGCGGCCAGAUGUUUGCUAAAGAGGAUCUAAAACGGUGGAAGUUAAUUAGAGAUGGUUCAGUCUUCUUAAAGUCUUCAGCUGGUCGAUUAAAAGAUGUCUUGGCCGUUCUGCUGUCUGGCAUUCUUGUCUUCCUUCAAGAAAAGGAUCAGAAAUAUGUGUUUGCAUCGCUGGAUCAAAAAUCUACUGUAAUUUCCUUAAAGAAGCUGAUUGUUAGGGAAGUAGCACAUGAAGAAAAGGGCUUGUUCCUGAUAACAAUGGGGGUGAAGGAUCCAGAGAUGGUGGAAGUUCAUGCAAGUUCUAAAGAGGAACGCAACAGCUGGAUUCAAACAAUCCAAGAUACCAUGAACACAAUGCACAAAGAUGAGGAUGAGGGAGUCCCAAGUGAGUCAGAAGAAGAAAGGAGAAUAUUGGACACCAAAACAAAAGAACUUAAAGAUCAACUACAUCUGAAAGAUAAACAAAUUAUAACAUUACUGGAAGAAAAACACAAGAUUUUUCAAAGUUUGACGGACUGCUUUUUAAAUGAAGACAGCCCUCCCUCUGUCACUAGUAGGAUUUUGUUCAGAGCAAACACAGAAGAAGCUCAGAGAGGAGAACCAGUGAUGAAAAGUGCAAUGAAAGAGGUUGAAACACUUCAAACUUUAGUGAACAAGAAUUUGUGGGGCAAUGUUGGCCAGCAUAUUCCAAGUCCUGCAGAUACGGAUCCUAGUGUGGGACCCAUUUCUCUGCCCAGAAGAGCUGAGACAUUUGGAGGGUUUGACAGCCAUCAACUCAAUGCUUCAAAAACUGGCGAGAAAGAAGAUGGUGAAGACACACAGGAUCUUAGAAGAACAGAAUCCGAUAGUGUUCUGAAGAAGGGUGUGAAUGCUAGUUUGAUAUUUAAAAGGAAUAGUGAGCAAGUUCUUCAGUCUGUUACCACUCUUCAUAGCCUCCUGAGCACAUUGCAUGCGGUGGUGUUACAGCAGGACAGCUAUAUAGAGGAUCAGAAGAUGCAUCUCAGUGAAAAGGCCCUCACAAGGACUUUUUCCCGGCCAAACUCCUUGAUUGAGCAGGAAAAGCAGAGGAGCCUAGAAAAACAGAGACAGGAUUUUGCAAACCUUCAGAAGCAGCAAGCACAGCAUGUGGAAGAGAAACGCAAAAGGGAACGUGAAUGGGAUAUAAGGGAGAAGGAGCUUACAGAGCGGGAAACACGGCUAGCACAACGAGAAGAGUUGGCAAGCAAGGGCCUCCAGGAAAUGGAGCAUGAAAAGUCUGAGCUUCAAAGCAGGAAAGAUGAAUACCAACGUGACCUGGAACGUCUAAGGGCAGCCCAAAAACAACUGGAAAAGGAACGAGAACAAUUUAAGAAAGACAUGGAAGGUUUAUCUGAAAAGAAGAGAACAGAACUCAACCAGGUUUCCACUCAACAUGAUAAAAUCAGCAAAGUACCCUCACUUCCUGCUGGCAUGGAGUCCAAAUGGCAUAGCUCUGGUUCACCCAAACAGGAGCCUUCAGAAACAGAACUCUCUGCUUCACCCAAAAGAGACAGUUUGUUACGGACCGAUAGCAAGCAGAAAGGAAAAACCCACUUCCUCUGGCAUGGCACAACUCAAACUAACAAGGUAUCAAAGCCAAAGGACAAGAAAGAGAAGAAAAAGGGCAAAGGAGGGCGAUCUCCAACCACAGAUACACAUUGUGUGGCAGGAGCGACCCCAGAAGAAGAGAUUUUCUGCUGAUCCCAAUAAUCCUCUGGGCAAUCUGGACAUUAUCAGAGGAGCCUGAUCCCUUGUGUGCCAGCUGUGCUAAAUGGCACUUCUUUGGUACAUCUUUGAACUUGUUGCAAUGACUGUUCUUUCCCGGGCUUGUAUCACUUGCCUGGCAGUAGAGAAGCUUUCCUGUAUGGAGGUUCUAUACCCACGGAUUACUGUACAAGCUUUCCACAAUCAGACCACACAGACAAGAUAUGUUACAAUGCAAAUCUAAACAUUUGAUAUUGCUUCCUUCUCUUACCCUGCACCAUGUCAACAAUUAAUUCAAGGACUGCUUUUUGUGUUCAUGGCAGUUGAUUCAACUUGGAGCUUUUUUUGAAGGUUGACCCCUUUUCUUUCAUAUUACACAAUUCUCUUUGCUCAAGGUACCAGCACCUGAUUGUUCUAUUACGCUCCUGACAAAAUAGGAAGAGUGGUAAUGAUGUCUAUUUCCUAACACCAAAAACACAGAACAUCUACUUGUUGGAUGCAGUUCUGUACUCGAGCUACAAUUUGCAAUUCCACCUCUGCAUUUAUGUAGCGAUUCCAAAGGGAAUCUAAUAGGAUAUGCUUGGAAUAGAACAUUAAAUCUUAUUAUUUUUAGGAACACUGUUAACAUCUUCAGAUGGUAUUAUGAGCAGAUUAUUUUCUGGUUAAGAUUCUGCCCUUGAAAAAAAAUACAGUUAUUAAACAUCACUGCAUGCAUGCUAAAUUGGGAAUAUUAACAAUUGGGGCUUACUCUCAGAUUCAAAUUAAUAUUGAUUUAAUUAUUUUUUUUUGCCUCAAGCCUUUUAUGAGAUUGCUAAAUAUAUAUAUAUAUAUAUAUAUAUAUAUAUAUAUAUAUUAUUUCAGGUGUAUGCCCUCAUACGUAUUUGGAGCAAUUUUUUAUGACCAUGUAUACUCUCCUUUAUAGAAUCUGCCAGCAGAGGGCAGUAUAUACAUUCUAUGCAGAAAACUUACAUUUCGCAGACCAAAGUACUGUUGAAUACCAAACUCACUCCAUUUCUUUGCCUGAAUAUCAGGGAUGAUCUAGUGCACAGCUCUUGAAUAUCAGAGAAUACUUAUAAUGUAAGCAAGGCAGCCACUAUGAAAUAGUCUAAUAUCAGUCACAGGUCUCCAUUCCUUCAUUGACUACCACUUUACUAAAGCCUUUCUACACUGUGAUCUCUUAGCAAACAGUAUGCAACAAUUCUCCCAGGGUAGAGGAAGGUGGGUCAAUCCCCCUAAAUUACACUCUUUUACACCGACUCUAUACAGAAAUUGACAAAUUAAAAAGAAAACUAGCUUUAUACCCACUUUAAAUGUUUUAUUUAACAUCACAGUUACACAGCACUUUUACAAAGUGAGCAUUAAGCUGCACGCUGUGUUCUAUAAGCCCUCUGUAACUCUCGGAUUUCCAUCAUUGUGCAGAGUCUGAUCUUUCAUUUCUCUUCCAAAUGGGAAGAAAUAUAUUUUUGAAAUUAAUGUAAAUUCUCCCCUACAGCAUUCUACUUUUUAAAAUUUAUUUUAUUUUUGUGAGUGGGCUAUUAUUGCUUUUUUGUAGACACUGUGCAAGUAUCUCUUAUUUGAUGAGCUUGUACUGGAAGCCAUUCUUUUUAUUUGUACUCGUGUACCACUAUUCUUUAAGCAGGUGAUCAGGCUAGCUCUGGAAUCUAACAUUAGAGUUUAUGAGUUGCCACAUUUUUAUAAGUGCAGCCACCUAUAUAUUCUAAAAGUGCUUCAACAUAACUAGGCCUAUUCACUAAACAAGGAGAUAUCUUAAUUUAAGAGAGCUGGGAAAAAUCUAUUGAAUUGGAGAUAGUUUUUCAAAUUUGGGUAUUUCAUAGGAAAUAUUGCAGUCACAUGUCAUGUUAACGCAAGGUACUGUUGUGUUUGUAGUCUGCUUGCUUGUUACAGUCUGCUUUAUGUUCAACUGAUACGUGUUCUGUGGUUUUAGGAAGAAAUGGGGUCUUCUACAUUCAGUGUUUAAAUUAGGGCAGUCACAUCUCUUAGAGCAAAACUGAAACUUGUUCUCAAUUGUUAACCCCAACUUAACUGCAUCAGAAUUAAGUUUUAUUAUGUGUUUAUAUGUAUUAAAUCCUAGUCCUACAUAUACAGUCUAUUGAAUCAAUUGGGAAACUGCGAUUGCAGCUCCUGUUGUUGUUGGAGCACAAUCCCCAUUAUUAAUUAAUUGUUGUCCAACAAGCAGUUUGCCCACCAUUCUAGAGGUUUGCAAACUACAUAUGUUCGGUUUCUUUUUUUCUUUUUUUUUUCUUCAUCUCCCUUGUUCUACGGUUUCCUCUGCUUAAAAAAAAAAAAAAAAAAAAGAA